Messenger RNA from Periconia digitata, 865 nucleotides. The record is from the annotation of a GenBank genome assembly. Lineage: Eukaryota; Fungi; Ascomycota; Dothideomycetes; Pleosporales; Periconiaceae.
CAUGAGUUCUUCAAAUGUGCCCACCUACCGCCAAGGUCAUGACCCUAGUGUGACUGCCAACCAUGCCACUCGUACAGCGGAGGUCGAGGGAGCCUUUGUCCUUCCGUACAUCAAACCCAAUUUCAAAAUUCUGGAUGUAGGAUGCGGUCCCGGAACGAUAACCACAGGAUUAGCCAAAUACGUGCCUCAAGGAUUGGUUACUGGCAUUGAUCUAACCGACGAAGUCCUCGACCAAGCAAAAGCCCAUCUGGCGCGGCAAACUUUCGAAACACCCAACGUCAGAUUUGAGAAAGGCAACGUACUUGAUGGCCUUAGCUACGAAGAUGGCGAAUUCGACAUUGUAUUUUGCAGCCAAGUUCUGAUUCACAUACCUGAUCCGGUAGCUGCGCUUCGUGAAAUGCGACGCGUCUGCAAAUCUGGUACAGGCCUUGUCUGUGCUCGCGAGGGCGACUGGCCAUUUCGAUAUGUCCCUUAUUCUCCCGGACUACAACUCUUCCACAGAUAUUUCUAUCAGAUGAUCAAUGGAAGGGCCCCUUCGUCUAUCUCGCAUCCAGAUCAAGCCCCCUUUGCCCCCGGACACAAAGGUGGUAGUUUGGUUCAUGUACACGCACGACAAGCAGGAUUUGAUCCGGCCAAGAUCGAGAAAGGUGGUAAAGUUACGAUCUACGGAACAGAAGCAGAGAGAAGAGAUUACGCCACCAUUAUGAUCAACCGAGUAGAGAAAGGAGGCCACGGUCAAAAAUUUAAAGAUCUCGGAGCCAGCGAGGAAGAUGUGUCAGAGAUCGUCCAGGCUUGGAAGGAAUGGGCCGACGAUGUCGAUGGCUGGCAUGCAGUCAUGCAAUGUGAGACUAUCUGUCGUAACUGA